Molecule: messenger RNA, 471 nt
Organism: Paramecium tetraurelia
Lineage: Eukaryota; Ciliophora; Oligohymenophorea; Peniculida; Parameciidae
Exons: 2
Source: RefSeq, a predicted model, not a curated record
AUGAAUGUCACUUAAUCAAAUGUCUCAUCAUUAGAGUAAUAAAAAUAAAAUAAAUAUUUAUUAUUAUUUAAAUAUUGGAAAUAAUAAGGGCAAAUUAACCUCUACAAACAAUUGAAAUAAUUCGAUUUAAAACCAAACUUUUUGUAUUUGACUUUCUUAUAAAUUUCUGAACCUUCUAGAAUUUUUAGUACUCAUUAAGUUUUACACAUUAGGAAAUUAAUUGCUUCUAUGGAUAAUAUUAUAGAGAAUUCUCUAAACUUCUGGUAACAACGACUUCACACAACAAUUAGAGAUCAAACCUCAACCCUCAUUAUUCCGAAAAAAAAAAUAUCAAUAGUGGAUAGAGUAGUAAUAAAAUCGGCUUGCUUCUGGAAUAAGAUGGCUGAUGAAUUCUUAGCUUAAAGUUCCACAAACAGAUCUAUGGAAAGUUUGUCCUCUUAACCAAAUAAACUGCAGAUAUCCGAUUGCUGA